Molecule: messenger RNA, 8876 nt
Organism: Bombus terrestris (buff-tailed bumblebee)
Lineage: Eukaryota; Metazoa; Arthropoda; Insecta; Hymenoptera; Apidae
Gene: Crtc
Product: CREB-regulated transcription coactivator 1
Exons: 14
Coding region: 206-2107 (633 amino acids)
Biological process (GO): positive regulation of transcription by RNA polymerase II; protein homotetramerization
Cellular component (GO): cytoplasm; nucleus
Molecular function (GO): cAMP response element binding protein binding
Source: RefSeq, a predicted model, not a curated record
UGGCGCGCUGCGCCGCAUAAUCUUGCGUAUCAGUGAUCGGCAGUGCCAUCCAGAAGGCAGUAGGUUACGGGUUCUAACGUGGUGAAAUUUAGGGAGCCCUUAUUGGUGCGAUCGGUGAAAAAGGAAAACGUGUGAGGGGGUAGAGGGUACACGAUAGUAGGUGCACGAUACUCGCGAGUGUCGGGAGAUCUAGUGUCGAGCCAUCAUGGCGAAUCCACGAAAGUUCAGUGACAAGAUCGCGCUACACAAACAGAAGGAAGCGCAGGAAAGAGCGGCGUUCGAGGCGAUCAUGCGAGAAGUUUCGGAUGUCACAAGCAGAGUCGCCUCGGCGAGCAGCUCGGUGUGUGCCAGUCCCACGGGAUCCGGGGUACUGGAGACUCCGCUGUCCGUGAAGAGUGCCGGCGCCAGUCCACCUCAGUCCAGCGGCAAACACCUGCACAUUAACCUGGGAAAUCAGUUCAGGGCGGGUGGCUCUCUGCCGAAUGUUAACAACAACGCGAAUUGCGGCAAUGACGCGAAAGAACACGCAUCGCCGCACAACGCCGCUAUCCACUCGAUCGACCUUAAGACAGCGCUCAGCAAUUUGGAGGAGAUGCAGCACAAUUCUAUGGUGUAUCGUAACAACGAGAGGGGUAGGAGCAUGGGAGUUGGACCGAUGCGACCUCGUCCGAUGGAAAAAAGGCACGAUACCUCACCGUACAGCGGUGUUCCGUAUCUUUCACCACCACCACCGGACACAUGGAGGAGAACGAAUUCAGACUCGGCUCUGCAUCAAAGCGCCAACGAAGCCUGCCAGUCAAACACCACCAUCCCCCAUCGACGAGAUCAGCAUACCAUAACCGGGUCCGGCAGCGACAACAGGGACCUGCAUUACGGAUUCAUCGAACGGCCAAGAUCAUCCUGUGAAAUACCUCGAGUGCCUGGAAGCAACAUAGAUCCGAGCUCUCAGCCACCAGGACAGCAAAUUCCCAUAGGCAACACGCGAUCGUUGCCCGACCUGGUCCACUUCCCGUCGGAUCAAGAGGAUCACUCGAGCAGUACACCAUUCAGCAACAGUCGUCAAACGAGCAGUCCCACAAAUCUGUCGCCGACCAGCUUACCCCAAGCUGGGAGGCUAUCCUUUUCGCAGGAUCAGACCAGCGCCCAAGGUGUGGCGCUAGAAAACAGCACAAGUACUUCGCAACAGGAUCUUCAGAGUUAUUCGCAACAACCGGUGCCUCAGCCACCGACGGCGACGUCCCACAGUCCAACUGGUCACUACAUUUAUCAGCAACCGCACAGUCCUGUGCCACCGCAAAGUCCAAAGUCGUCGCAGACACAGCAGCCGCAGCUCAACUCCUUAGGCUCGUACAGAUCCUCGCAGCAGGUGAAUAGGCCGUCGCCUCAAUCGUCACCCGGACUAACGAUUCAAGGCAGCCCGUUGAGUUACAGUAAUAAUCCAUCGGCGCCUCCUAGUCCCACGGGUCAUCCUGGUCCACCGAACAUAACAUCAGAGAACAUCGACCAAAACAAUUACUUCCUGAACCAGGCACAGGCAGCGGCGCUUCAGCAGGACUUCGAGCAGUUCACGAUGGGAGUGGAUUGGCCGAAAUUCGCGCAGCAGCUCAUGGAACUUGGUUGCACCUGGAACCCGCAGAUAGAGAUGGACACGCCCGUGCCGACCAACAUGAUUGGAACGUAUAUCGGUUCGCCGAAUCACACCACGAAUUACACACAGAACGACACGAUGAAUGUGGGAGGUGAGUUGGGCAGCGCAGAUGCCGGGUACUUCAGCACGAGUCCCCAAAUGCCGUAUCAACCUAACACAACGACCACUACUAGCAACAACAGCACCACCACCCAGCAACUCACGCCUCAGACACCGAACACCCCAACGAUCAUUCUCACUGACUUCUCCGGGGCAGACGACCUUACGAAUCCAGAAUUCGUAAAAGAUCUCGGAACGGCGAUGAUGGGCGACUUCGACCCAGAUCUUUUUCCAUCGGACGACGCUUUAAGACAGGGUCUCGAUCCCAUCGACAUGGAUGGUCUACAAAUGCUCACCGACCCGACCAUGGUUAUAUCCGAUCCCAGCGCCGAAGCCCAUUUUAGGCGGGAUCGACUUUAAGGCGAGACAUUUUACUCAUUUUCGAUUAUACGCUGACUAUAUUACGUAGGAAAUUUUAUCUGUCCUGGUGUCGCGAUUUAUUCUUGGGACACUUUGACAAAUGGGACGAGUCUUGUUCGCGGCCGUCGAUGCGCUUCCAACGGGAAAUCGUCUUUCUACGAACGGAGCAAUCGCUACCACCGCCAUAUCUUCGUCAUCGACGUCGGAAAAAAGGAAAACGAGAACAUCGUAGAUAGAUUAAAAAUAAUCGGUGGGAACGCGAUAAUCAACGAAUUAAUUAUGCGAUUCGUUCGAUCUUUCUCCGUCGAAAAUGCUGUAAUAUCGAAGACGAAAGCAACGAGAAAUUACGAUCGUACGUCACGAAGGCGAACAAUCGGCCAGAAAACGUGUUCGCGUUGGAAUCGACCAAGCGACACUGAUGUCCCGUUCGUGAUAAACCGUUAAUUGAGGAUUAAGUAAUACAAAUCUUUAUUAAUCCUUUUUUUAUUUUAUACUACUUUGUACAUUGUAUCAUGUAUGAUCUCUAAGAAGCACAAAACAAAAUGUCUACUGAUUUAUACAUGCUUUUAUCAUAUACGAUCCUAGUAAGGUAAAAAAGAAAGAUACUACUGUUUAGGUGAAAAUUAACGUUUAGCGAAAAUGAUAAAAGAAAACAGAAAAAUAAGAAAAAAAAAAAAAUACAGAAUAUGGGUUGGUUAUGCUCCUCAUCGACGUACGGGGAGUACUUAACGGGGAAGAAGCUAUCAAGCAUGUGAAACGCAUAAAGACAUAGACAGUGGAGAGAGGAGGGAGACACCCCUCGGUGAUAUCUCGCCGAAAACGAUCGAGCAUUUGAACACUUUACUCUCUAUCCUUUCCUUCGUUGCGCACUCGCGCUCGAUUCAGCGUUCACCUACAUUUCGAAUUUCCUUUCCUGAACCGCUAACCGAUCGAUUUCACCGAAUCGUUGGACGAAGACGAUUCGUUGGUUUCCACUUUGUACGUCCGAAUUCGAACUUAGCGAGUUCAAUUCGAUUCUAUAUCAUUUUCUUCGUUCGCAGUGUCGCUUCACGCGGUAAACGUUAAACGAAGAGAAAAGUAAAAGUAAUUACUACGAAAGAAUGGAAAUGAGAAAGAAGAGAAGAGAAGCAAAGAGAGAAACGAACAAAAGGUAGGAAGAAGGAAAUAAAACCGCAGAGACGAGUGUACCUUCGGCGGUCGUCAAUUGUUUUUUGAAAGUAAUACGCUGUACUUUGUAUACACGUAAAAUAUUUAAAUUGGACGCCAGCGGCCGCGCUUGUCGCGUUAGACUUAUUCGACUACUAUAAUAAUUGAGAAAAUAAAAAAAAUAAAACGACGCUUAUAUCUGUAUACAGUGUACGUAGUGAUAAUCGACCUUUUUCGAGCGUCAUUCGCUCUUUGAUUAUAUAAGCGAGCAAGAGGAACGACCGAACGAAACCGAAAAGCGCGUUCACGCAGGAAAACUUAGACUACGACACAUUCGAAAGUGUUAACAGGACUAUCCGCAAACUAUUCGAAUCACUCAGAUGUUUUGUACCUUAGAAUUUUAUUCAACCACGCAUUAUAUCGUAUAAUUGUAUAUUGUUAAACAUUCGUCGUACGUGUUAAAUAACGAUAAAAAUGUAAAAAAAGAGAGCGAAGAUGAAAACGAACACUUUACAGCGACCGCUUUAUAGCCGUUCAAGUACAAAAAGGAGGAGCGCACGAUAAAGAUAUUGGCUCUAGCGGAGGCCGCGUUCGCACCUAUCGAAUCGAUUCGUACGCUCGCGGCGUUACGACCAUACUAGAAAUCGGUCGAGUAAUUCGUUUAUUCGAGGCAAACGGAGAGGUUGAUCGGUCGAGACGCUCGCUCGAGCGCGAACAAAUGGCGCGUGAUCGAAAGCCUGACACGUUUGUCGAAACUUUUUAAUAGAGUUCUAUUGAAAUUGAAUUUCGCAGAAAGUUACUCUAACGCUUGUUGACAAUUUUCCAGAGUUUACGGCCGGCUUUAUUUCCACGCAACGCUCCCGAUCCACGCUGUGUCGCCGUUGUUUCAGGUUCUGUACCGGUUCUCGUUAUACAGUCUCUGUACCGUACCGAGUAUACUGCCUGUUAUCGUGCCUAAGCACAACAUCCGAUCGUUUCCAAGUUAAUCAGCAACACGCGAAACUGGCGACAGGCUUGUGCAUCGAUCGGACGUGAUAUCCUCGUGAACAACAUUACAAAUCAUUGAAUGAAUGAUCGUGGUCGAUUUCGAGCGAUGGUUAGUUAUUAACGCAGAUAUCCUUAGUCUCGAUAUCAUCGAUUAAUCUUCAUCGUCUAUCCUGCGGUCCCGAUAAAUAACAUAUUUAUUCGCACCUGUUCGUGUGACUCGUGUAUUAACCGUAAAUUUCAAAAUAACGUCGUGGAAUAACGUAAUUAUAGGGUCUUUGAUGGAUGAACUUCCGCUUCGCGAGCGAAUUCUUUAACAUUGUAGAAAUUAAUCCAGAUACGGCUGAAUUCUUUUCGUAGCAUCUUUUUAAAUUAGUCACACUUUCUCUUCGUUUGAAGCUUAAAUCGAAUACGAUGAAUACAUUUUUGUACUAUUCUUGGCUACUUUUUAUAAAUGGAUUUACCCAUUCUAAACGUUUUCCGGUAAUAUUGUAAAAAUCGCGAAAUGCAAUAAAAAUACAUUGCAGUGGCCGUUUUACAAGCUUGAUUGGCAUAUUUAAGUUAACCCUUGAAAACUAUGAUUAUAAAAGAACGUCUGAAAUGGCUGGAAUGGCUGAAACUCCAGCGCGAUACAUAGUUCAGAAAUCAAUAACGUUAAACACAGCGAACAUGGUUUUUAUUAUUGUCACGUUCGAUAUCAAGCGAUUAUGUUCAACACCGUAAUUCAAUAUUAUCUUCAAUAUUGAGAUGGCUAUGUUACUGAUAAUUACAAAUAACGUUGCUCGAUGCGUUACUAUGAAACGAUAAUGUUAAAACAAUAUACUCGAGCGAUAAAAUUUCACCCUUUUGGUCAUAGUUUUCGAGGGUUGCGAUUAAACGAUGAGAAUUUGUACCCUUGGAAAUUUUGAUAAGAUUUUAUUCAACGAUAACGAAAAACCCGAUUCGUAGGUUGAAAGCGCAUAGGAAUUAAAAAUUAGUAUCGUAAAUCUGUACGCGAGAGUUUCGUGCUUAGCAACGAUUUUUGCUACAUCGUGGCAGAAAGUUCAAGGGCGAUUAAAGGAAUCAGCUUAUACGAGUCGUAAGGGAAAUGUUGCGUAUUUAAAAAAAAAAAAAACCUGCUGCAAUUUGUGACCUGGUCCAGAUGAACGAUGGAUAAAGAUAGAAAGAAAGGGAGGAACUUCCCUUCGAUUCGUACACUUUUGCCACGAGAAAGUCUCGUUACCGCGAGAUGGUGCCAAAGCGCGUAGAUAUUUGUCGCCCCAUUUUAUAGAUUGUAAGAUCGUUCUGAUCGAUUGGUGGGAACGUACAACGUAAACGUGCAACGUAACGAUCCCCGACGAUCGUCCGAACACCUGUACAAACCACCCUAGAUCCGAGUCAACCACGUCAAUUUUGGUGCCGCCUAGGUCGAACGAUCUACGACGCGCACUCUUUUCCACCGUACGCGACUCCUUAGUUUUUCUAAGUCGCAAUACCUAAAGCGAGCGAUCAGCGAUUCAUUGGCGCGAGUUCCGCUUCGACUCGCCACAAUGUCGUAUUGGCGAGUCAAAUUGUCAACGUGAUCGCAGUAAACAGCUCGUUAUCGAUAAGAUCGAGGUCCGAUACCGAAAGGUCGAGGGAUAUGCGCCGAUAUAAGAAAGAAAGCGAACGUAACGGAUACAUUUGGUGGAAUUGUUGCGGUGUGCGUCGAGUCCUGAAGGAUGUCGUACCAUACUCGAAGAAAUCAACGAAUUCACGUAACAAAAUCUCCUCGGUAUCGGGAAAUUCGUAAAUGACCGGCGACUCGGCUCACGCUGAAUCUUACUUAGUUGAGAAUUUCCAUAGUCUAUGAAUCUAGAUAGCUAGACAAAUACAGCGAUCGAAUGAGAAUUUCCGGUUUCGAGGAGCAGUUAACGCUCGACGACGCGAGGAAUUAUUUUGUUCGUUGAUAUUUAACAGAGACCUGCGUGAUAUUUCAGGGCAUUCUGUCUUUUCCUCCUUUGCUUUAAUCCUUCUCCUCCACUUUCUGCUCUCAACGUACAUACGCGUACGAAUGAAAAAGAAAACGCGUAAAAUAUACCACGAUCGCACUCCUUGCUCUCUUUCUUCUUUUCCAACUGUUUCUCUUCCACCCACACACCAUACACACACACACACCAUACACACACACACACCCUGCCCUCCUCCCCUCUCUCUCAUAGACAUACACGCACGCUGUUUCUGCGCUAAGAGAAAGAGAACGGUUGAAAGGAUGAACGCGUUGAUUUAUCGCUGUAAGAAACGGAGAUCUGGUGUCUGCGUGACAAGCGCGCCGAAACUGAAACGAGGAUACGUUUUCGUCGCGACCUGUGCGUUUAAAAAGGUUGACAAGACGAUGAGAAACGACAGGAGAGAAAUGCACACAGCGGAUAUAGGGAAACGUCUCGACCUCUGAUCGAUCGUCGCAUCGAACGCGCGCAUGCGAGGAUUUUAGGAAAGAGAAACGGAAGGAAGGAAACAUUGUAAUAUUUGUAUAUAGCCAUGUUAUCGUGGUAAAGAGAAUUACCUAUAUUAUUAUAAAUAUUACGCAUAUAUAUACAUAUAUACGUGUACGUAUAUGUUUAUAUAUAUACAUACAUAUUAUAAUAUAUAUGUGUAUAUAUAUAACGCAUAUUUAAGUCUGUAAUGCCGUUACUUUGUUGUACCAUAAUUAUUGUGAACACCAUUUCUCAGACAUCGAUUUUUUUAAAUAAAAAGAAAGUCUCAAUAUCGACAUGCACUAAGUACCAAGCAGAGCAUCCGUCGGAACAAAAACAUCCACCGCACAGAACGAUCCGGUUUCUUAUCUUACAACAAGAUUAGCCACGAUUUUUUCGCCUCGUCUCGUCUUCAACCGCGUCGCCUUCUUACGCUCACCUACUAUAACGUUUUCACGCUCGAAUUUUCAUCAUUUGCGCUCGUUUUAGUCCUUACUCGACUGCGCGCGUACCGCGAAAUUAUCACGCGGCCCACGCCGAACUUCCAAAACGCUUGGAACAAAAAGAAGAAACGUCAAUUUUCCUGGCUCGAGAUUUAUCAAUUAUAUCGCGUUCGGAAAUCAACGCGAACUUGACCACAGCUUUUCGCCCCGCAACGAAACAGAAUCGAGAAAGGACUGGAUGACGGCGCGGCGACUUUUGUAACGAUCGGUGCCUGAAACGUUUCACCAACGAGCCUUUUUUGUCAGACUGAUGUUCGUCUUUAAUCUAUCUAACUAACGAUCGGCAGCGCGCUGUACACGCUCUCGCACGACCAAUUCACGAAGUCAGUCUGCGACCAGAGACGCGACGAAGGAGGCUUGAGCGCGAUGCGCGCUCGUUGUCGCGUUUAAACUCGCGCGAACCAAUCGUUUUUGGCGAUGGAAAGUUAGCACGCUUUCUCUGCGAUGCUCCAUCAACCCUUUAACGGUGUAGCUCGAGAGAGAUUCAGGCAAAUCGUCAAAUAUAGCGCUGUAAAUUAGACCGCAAAAAGGCGAAUGUUGCGUUAACGUAACAUUUUAUUUACAAUUUUUUUUUUUUUUUAUUAAUUCACAUCGUGGAAUUCUGUUUUUUAACGUAACGGUUACGGAAAGGGACUUCAUGGAUUUAUUUAGUAUUUCUUUUUAUUAUUCUUUCGCCUAAAUCUUAUAUUAGUUAUGGAAAACUUCUGCCUUAAAUCGUAGACGGUUUUUUACAUUUCUGGUUUACUCGAUGGGCUUCUUUGAGACAUUUGUCGUUUUAAUAUACCUGGAUAAAAUAUAUAAAUUGUCUUACAUAUUUCUCUCGAGUAGCGGUAACAAGUUUGGCGAUAGAACAAACGAGGCCUUACGAAAAAGUUUUAUAAAUCGCAGAUCUUUUGGUUAAGCAAUUUUACAUAACAUGACAAACUUGUAAAAGCGAAGCCUACAGCCUCUAAUCUGUAACUGGUUAAUUUAGUGAUAUUAUUAGUUGGUAAAUUAUUAUGCAAAAUGGCGCAGAAAUGCGAAAAAGGAGGUUCGAAGGUAAAUUUCCUCAUUACACUGUCAAAGGGUUAAUAGAAUUUUUAUUUCCAAUUCUUUCUGCAAAGUCUAUUUUCCAACAGCUCGCAGAGCCUACAGUAGUGAUUUCUCUGCGAAAUACGAGACCAAAAUAUCAAAAAAGCAUUCGCGUGAAUUUAAUCGCGAUCGAUCGAGCGAACGCGGCCAAGAACGCGAAACGAGCGAAUCGAGAUCGAACUUCUCGCGAGUGAGAAACAUUCGUAGUGAAAUUUCGAUCUCGAUGAUACUUUCCAGUACGUUUUCGAGUUGCUAGCUGAAAGAAAACUCUGCGCAUUUUGAAGACGGCGGACGUCGGCGCGAUGCACGUACGAAACGAAACGAAGUAAAAAGAAAAGAAAGCAGAAAAAAAGGGAAAAAAGAAUAAAACGCAUUGAAAGAUUUCUCACACGACACCGUGGUCCUUCUGCCCGUCGAUGUGUAAAUAAUUGUUUCAUAUUGUUGUAAAGUAGAACGGUGAUAAGGAGAGAUGGAUGGUACAAGUAGGAGACGUCGGUACUCGCUUGCCGAAAGUUUAAAAGUCAAAAAGUCUCCCCCGUAAUGUAAGCGCACAAAAAGAGGGUUAACGAUCUAUGUGUCUUCUUCGUGUUUAAUCGUAUCUUUGUUAUUAAAUCUUGAACGUCUUACGAA